Uncinocarpus reesii 1704 is the source of this 1941-nucleotide messenger RNA. RefSeq lists its product as uncharacterized. Gene Ontology annotation, biological process: DNA-templated transcription. Gene Ontology annotation, molecular function: DNA-binding transcription factor activity, RNA polymerase II-specific; DNA binding; zinc ion binding. Lineage: Eukaryota; Fungi; Ascomycota; Eurotiomycetes; Onygenales; Onygenaceae. Gene Ontology annotation, cellular component: nucleus. The record is from RefSeq and is a predicted model, not a curated record. The transcript has 3 exons. The coding region runs from base 1 to 1941 and encodes 646 amino acids.
AUGGAGGUGGCAUCCACUGAGCACAGACAAUCCGGCCGCGUGCUGGGGAGGCCGUAUCGAUCGCACUCACACCCAGCAUGUCUUCCGUGCAGAAAACGCAAGUCGCGCUGCCAAACGCGAAACGCCGCGGACAAGUGCAUGUUGUGCCAGGCGCAUGGAACAGAAUGCGUUUUCCCGGGCACCCAGAGCAAGUCUUCUAGAUCAGCAGCAGCGAGCCGGUCAUCUCAAAGGCAGUUGGCAAGAGUCAACCGCCCCGGGCUUCCCUCAACGCCGCAGCUCCCUUCACAUCUACAAUCCGCUAGCCCGCGUGGCACUGGACUAAUAAAUGCGGCCCAUAACCCAGCGGAAGAUUAUCUCAACCCGUCGCGGUCUGAAAUCGUGCCCUUUCCCUCCGUUGGGAUCCUUGCCGAUGCCAGCAACAAUAGCUCUCAUGUUGUUAGCCCAGCAGUCGCCGAUGACAGCGACAUGUUGGAGAGCUACCUGACAACAACCACGACCGCAAGCGGGAGACGGCUUAUUGGAUCUUUUCCGGGUGCCGAUGUUGCUGCUCGUCCUGCGCGACCGGUGUUGUUCAGCGUUGUGCCGAAACGGCCAUACAGCGUCACAUCACAUACCUCCCGCGCCUCUGAAAAAUGUGAGCUGAUCGAGAAGUUUAUUGAGCCUCAUGCCCGGGAUCUAGUAGACUUGUUCUUCGCGAAGGCUAAUAUUUGUUUCCCGAUCUUGGAUGAGCUCUCUUUCAAAAACACCUAUUUCAACCAUCGAGAAAAGAUAUCCCCGGCCUUGCUCUGCAAUUUGUAUGCCAGCGCUUUGGUAUAUCACCGGGACUCGCCGCAGCUGUCCCUGAGUCGCUCUUUGGAUAUUGGAUUCAUCUGGGUCCAAGCAUACGAGGCCUUGAGCUCUGAGGUAUUCUUGUCCCCUGGAACGUCGACAGUGAUAUCUAUCAUUCUUAAUGUAUGCGGUAGACCCACCACUUCGAUGUUCUGCAAUGGCGGAAUGAUGGGACUGGCGGUCGCCUUUGCCAAUGCCCUGGGCUUGAAUCGGGAUCCAUCCGAUUGGAAUAUCUCACCAUUAGAGAAGCGGAUUAGAAUCAGACUCUGGUGGCUAGUUGUGGUGCAUGAUCGCUGGUGCAGCUUAGCGUACGGAACACCACUGUUGAUCCAUCGUUCCCAACAUGAUGUGCCUGUACCAACCACCCAAACUCUCUGUUCUACCGAUGCAUCACCAUCUGAAGCAGUUGCGGCUUCAGUCUUCAUCUCCCUUGUUACCCUCACUGAGGCACUGGGCCACUAUCUAGAGUUUGUAUAUCAGGUUGCUGAGCACUCCCAUUCCGGAUGCGAAACAUCCACGGUAGACCUGGAAAUGCUGCUUGGUGAAUGGGAGGAAACGUUAAGUGACGAUGUCCGUCGAGCUGUCAUCUGGGGAACAAAUAUGGAUGCUCCUGGUGCUGCAAACCUCCGCCUGUCAUACCUAGCAGUGAAAUUGCUCCUCAGACGCAUCCAGUUGGAUCUAGACAAGGGGCAACGACUACCCCAGCAACCGUAUUACUUACGGGCCGAGAGAGCCGCAGAGGACAUUGUCCACUUUGUCGAGGAGUUGGAAGACUGUCAUCUACGUGGAUUCUGGAUUCCGUCUAAUGGCUUCGCUUUAACGUCUGCCACAACUUUUCUAUUGCGCAGCGCUUUAAAAUCCAAGCACUCGGUCGGAAACACGCCACUGAAGCUUGCAAGAAACAUGAUUGAUACCCUCAAGUCACACCGCCAGAACUCGAUGUGGGACCUUGCAGACCACUGUCUAGCUAACUGUGGUAAUAUGUUGGCGAAGAUGGAGGCUGCACAGCUGCACGAGAGUCCGACAUUACCAAAUCUUGAGGAAUACCCAGACAUUGAUGCAUCAGUGUUGGAUGAUCUGCUUAAUGGACUCGGCGGUACCUUUGAACUAUGA